AGGAGGAGGAGGUGAGGGAGGAGGAAGCCGAGGAGGUUGAGGUGACUGCUUAGAAAACUGCACAGUCCACCAACAUCUGAUGAAAUUAGUGACUAAGCAAAUCAACCAUGUCUUACACGCCAGGAAGCAUUGGUGACCCCACUCAGCUGGCCCAGCGUAUCUCUUCUAACAUCCAGAAGAUCACACAAUGUUCUGUGGAAAUACAGAGGACUCUGAAUCAGCUUGGCACACCUCAAGAUACACCUGAAUUGAGGCAACAGCUACAGCAGAAGCAGCAGUAUACGAACCAACUUGCCAAAGAAACAGAUAAGUACAUUAAAGAGUUUGGAUCUCUGCCCACCACCCCCAGUGAACAGCGUCAGAGGAAAAUACAGAAGGAUCGCCUGGUGGCCGAGUUCACAACAUCACUGACAAACUUUCAGAAGGUCCAGAGGCAAGCUGCUGAGAAAGAGAAAGACUUUGUUGCCCGAGUGAGAGCCAGUUCCAGAGUAUCUGGUGGUUUUCCUGAGGAGAGCACAAAAGAAAGGAAUCUUGUAUCGUGGGAAAGCCAGACUCAAUCUCAAGUGCAGGUGCAGGAUGACGAAAUUACAGAGGACGACCUGCGCCUCAUCCAUGAGAGGGAGUCUUCUAUUAGGCAACUUGAAGCUGACAUUAUGGAUAUUAAUGAAAUAUUUAAAGAUUUAGGGAUGAUGAUUCAUGAGCAAGGAGAUGUGAUAGACAGCAUAGAAGCCAACGUUGAGAAUGCAGAGGUACACGUUCAGCAAGCAAACCAGCAACUGUCGAGGGCAUCAGAUUAUCAGCGCAAAUCCAGAAAAACCCUGUGCAUCAUCAUUUCUCUCCUUGUCAUCGGAGCUGUAAUUAUUGGGGUCAUAUUGGGAGUGAAAGGCUAAAAUUAUAAAGGAGCACACUGUUGCACUACUUUGUCUAAAUUAUGUAGGAAGGCUCCUGUAAUCAUGGUUUUUUUAUUGUUGUUUUAAAGGUAUUGCAUAAAGGGUGGUUCCCAUACUUUUGUUUUUAUUUGUGGGGAUGUUUCCUUGGGAUUAAAUCUGGUAUUUUCUAAUACUGAACAUUUUUCUAAAUAUUAGUGCUGGCAUAAAACUUCCAUGAUUUUUGUUCUAAUAACUCUUAGUUUUUUGCCUACAUUGUUUAUGUCUUUCAUGUAUAAUUUAUUUAUCCUGUUGGCUUAGUUUUUGAUUAUAAAUUAAAGGUGUGUGUGUGUUCUGUGGGCUUCUGUCUCUCUGUCACAAGCACCCAGUGUAACAAGCACCCAGAUUUGUGUUUCUUCAAUUAAAAAUCUUAACUUUAAUUUUGAUUCUGGCCAGCAAAGGAAAUAUUCUUAGUAACUUAAAAAAGUAACCUGUUUGUGUUGGCUUUUUUUUUCUUCUGGUUUAUACCAGCACAAAUUUUCUGUUCAACUUUUAUUGUUAGUCUUCUCUUAAGACCCUUGAUUAGUCUGAAUGACUGAAUGAAGUCAGUGAAUAAUUUCCUACUAUAUUCUAUAUACCUGAUGUGUAUAAUAUACUAAGCACUUGCUGUAGAUUGCCUAGUGAUAUACUAAGGAUAGAUUGCUGACAUUUCCUGGGGAAUGUGUAGUCACUAUAAAUGUUUAAUGUGAUUUGAAAGAGAGUAUGACAAAUCAAUACCUAUUGUGUUAGAAUUCUAAAGAUCCCAACCUGUUAUUCUGCUGUGCGUUUCCACAGCUGUUAUAAUGGAAAUUAAUGAUCUUUCCUUACAUCCUAUAGAAUAAUGGUCACAUUUGUAUCCUUAGGUCAAAAUUGUUGGGGAGGUAACUGUUCCACAAUUGAUGUUUUUCAGCACCCAGACUUAAAAUGUAGUCCUUACCUUGGGUACCAUUUUGUACCAUCCUUCAUUGGAAAAGGAAUUGGUGUUUGCCAACUAACUCACUUGCCUUUUAAGUCACUGUUGUUCCAAUGCACUAAUCUUAAUACUAUACAGAGGAUUAUCUUCAUUUAUAGUUUGUAUUUUAUAAUGUUCUUACAUAGCAGUUUGAUAGCGAAGACAUGCAAGCUGUGAGUUUCAAAUGGGAACAAUAAAAUAUUAAGUAACUAAAGAGUACAUUUGCAAUCAAAAUAAAGAUGAUUUGAAAAGUGUCUGGAUAGUUCUAUUUCAUGAGGAAUCUGCUUCCAUGGGACUGACACUUGACACUUAACUCCCAUUUUUUUGACUGCUACCCGGAAUCCUAGCAGAGGGGAUUAAAAUCGCACAUGAGGGCCAUUCUCCAUAUUUCUGGAGUAUGUUCCUCAGUUUUUAUUGGCACUCUUAAAACGUUUUGCCACCAAUAGGUAGAAACUGCUUUGAAUGUCAGUAAAACUCAAUUUUUCUACAAAAGAGACUGUAGAAAACUUUUUUGUGAGUGGGUGAUUAGAAACUUUGAGACUUUGUGUUUACGAGAAUCAGCUUGCUUUAGUGAACGGGAUGGGGGGGCAGGGAGAAUUCAUACUCUACCUGUUCUGAAGUCAGUGCGGGCCCGUCAGGCGUUUUCUUUGUACGUGCAGAGAAGCUCGCUAUUUCAUGUAAUGUACCAGUGGGGCUUUAAAAGUCCCAGUGACUUUCAAAAUCACUUCAAUUUUUUUGCCACAGUUGUACUUGAUAACUGUUACUGUCAUCAAGGCAAAUGCAUUUACUCCUACUUAUUUCACAGUAAGUUCCCAGUAACAGCAAAAUCAAUUUUUUGGCAUGAUUUUAGCACCAUUAUUUAAAGUAUAGUAUUUUAUAAGUGAUUUUAACUGGGACACCCAUCAAUAACUAAAACCAGGAACUUCAGUGGCUUGCAUUCUUUUAAGAAUCAUUAAAUUUGCAGGGGAAAUUUGCACAAAAUAUUUGGGACACAAAGAAUAAUCCUGAUUAGAAAAAAAUAAAAUGAAAAACAGUGCAGUAGCCACAUUUUUAAAAUUCUUGAAGUUUUCCUUUAAGUUAGUUGUAGAAUCACUUUGAAAGGUGGCAAAGCUUACACUAUAGAAAAUAAAAUUAGAAUUGUUUUAAUGACUAUCAACAUUUCGGGAUCUGAGGCAAACUGAGUCUCAAACUGAAGGCAUUUCCUCAUCUAAUGCACGCAUUGUUCACGUUAGUGUGCUCCAAACAUGCUGGAAUGACGCAGACUGAGGUUAACCAGCUUUUUUACUUAAAUUGAGUGACAGUGUGGCGUGAAGUAUUUGGCCAGUGUAUUGGUUAUUAAAUAUUAUGAAAAUGUUUUGUUUUUGCACAGUGGUUGAUGGUAAAAGAAUAACUGGUGUCAUUUCAAUAUAAUGCAGCUUGUUUUUUUAGUGGGCAUGGGAUCGAUUAAAAAAAAAUGUAGCUAUGGGUACAGAUGGACCUCGAUCUAGGACAGCAAACCUUGGACACAGCGUCUGGAGUCAGGCCCACUGAGCACACCCGGUUCCCAUGGCAGCGCCUGCAUUGGUACUGAGAACACUGCUUCUUGAAAAGGUCGCCGCUGAGUCCUUCGGGGUCUUCACCGCUUUUGUUAAAAAUGGUAAAAUUUUGUACACAAAAAAAGUGUUUUGAAAUACCAGUCUUUUUAGACAAAUUUAUAAUGAAAAAAGAAAUGACUUUUGAAGACUUCUUGUUCCACAAAAUUAGUCUGUAGUUUAGCAAGGAAAGUGCAGAAUAGCUUUUAUAGUUGGUGUAAUUUUUGUUUCAUUAUGUAGAAAAAAGAAUGUUAUAAUAAAAGACAAGACCUGUAUAAAGAAAAUAAAGUCAUUGUCCACUUAAUGAAGAGGGUAACUUA
Messenger RNA from Miniopterus natalensis, 3748 nucleotides. RefSeq names its product syntaxin 7 (gene STX7). Gene Ontology annotation, biological process: vesicle fusion; vesicle-mediated transport; intracellular protein transport. Gene Ontology annotation, molecular function: SNAP receptor activity; SNARE binding. The record is from RefSeq and is a predicted model, not a curated record. NCBI's taxonomy places the organism in Eukaryota, Metazoa, Chordata, Mammalia, Chiroptera, Miniopteridae. Gene Ontology annotation, cellular component: membrane; SNARE complex; synaptic vesicle.